GGACUAGUGAGCAGUGCCAAGUGUGGUACCUGAGCUGCUAGCUGUGCUGGGGCGGCAGGCGAGGAGAGAGGGAGAGAAGACAGAAGAGGAAGGUAUGGAGCAGGCUAUUGUGCCUGUUGAGGGUGCUGCCGUCUCUCCUGCCUGAUUGAUGCUAUAUAUUUGUGCUGUACUUGCUGCCUGAUUGAUGUAUGUUGCUGUUUAGUUGCCUUCGACAAUGGGAAAAAUCAAAGUGAGUGGAAAAAGAGUGCAGUUAGAAAGGGCUUUAUUUCUUAACAGGGUGAUGCUGUGACGAGAGUUGAUCCGGGUCUGAGGAGCCUGCAGAACCAGUGCCUUCAUUUAAACUCCAGGUCUGUAACACAAGGAAGAGCACAGGCAGUUUUGGACUUUAAAAAUGAACUCUAAUAGGUCAAUGAAGCAGCCCUGACGAAGAAGCAGCUGGGAAUAUGAGCAGCGCAAAUCGACAGGUGUGAGCAUUGCAUACCUUCAUGCACCCGCCGUAUGCUACAUCUGUAAUAGAGGAGAGUCACAGCCCCAGACAUGGACUCUCUUGUGCUCACACGUGCAAAGCUUUUGAACGGGUUGCUGUUGCUGUUGACUCUGGUAUGCCCUUCUGCUGCUGUUUAUGCAGAUGAGCCCAAUCUGAACAGUAGUUUCUUGCCUCACUAUGAACCUGACCAUGGGGGAGCUGUUGGCUCUGUACAAGAUGCAAGGCUGCACGUUUUCACAGUUGAUUAUGGCUAUGUGCAAAUUCCUUGUGAAGUUACUCUUUGGAUACUCCUUGCCUCCCUUGCAAAAAUAGGUUUUCAUCUCUAUCACCGAUUACCAAGACUCAUGCCUGAAAGUUGCGUGCUGAUUGUCAUUGGAGCAUUAGUUGGAGCGAUCAUUUUCGGUACUGAUCACAAAUCCCCACCAGUGAUGAACACGAGUAUUUACUUCUUGUAUCUCCUUCCACCUAUUGUUCUGGAGGAGGGUUAUUUCAUGCCAACUCGCCCAUUUUUUGAAAACUUUGCAUCCAUCUUGUGGUGGUCUGUGCUGGGAUCUCUUCUGAACUCGUUUGGGAUUGGCCUUUCCCUCUAUGGAGUCUGCCAGAUAGAAUCCUUUGGCCUGAGUGACCUGAACCUGCUGCAGAACUUACUCUUUGGAAGCAUGAUUUCAGCUGUUGAUCCUGCUGCAGCUCUGGAAGUUUUUGAAGAAGCCUCAGUCAAUGAGCAGCUUUAUAUGAUGAUUUUUGGAGAGUCAUUGCUAAAUGAUGGCAUAACUGUGGUGUUAUAUAACAUCUUCAUCGCCUUCACCCAGAUGCACAGAUAUGAAGAGAUCGAACCCAUCGAUAUUCUUGCUGGCUUUGCUCGCUUCUUCGUGGUUGGACUGGGUGGUGUGCUGUUUGGCAUCGUCUUUGGAUUUGUUUCAGCAUUCAUGACUCGAUUCACCCACAACAUUUCUGCUAUUGAACCCCUGCUGGUCUUCAUGUUCAGCUAUCUAUCAUACUUGUCUGCUGAAAUCCUUUACAUCUCAGGCAUUUUGGCGAUGACAGCAUGUGCAGUGACUAUGAAAAAAUAUGUGGAGGAAAACAUUUCCCAGAAUUCCUAUACGACAAUAAAGUAUUUCAUGAAGAUGCUAAGUAGCAUCAGCGAGACACUGAUUUUCGUGUUCAUGGGAGUGUCGACAGUUGGGAAGAACCACGAGUGGAACUGGGCCUUCAUUUGCUUCACUCUGCUUUUCUGCCUUAUUUGGCGGGCACUGAGUGUAUUUGCUCUCUUCUACAUCAGUAACAAGUUCCGAACGUAUCCCUUCUCCUUCAAAGACCAGCUCAUUAUUUCCUACAGUGGCCUUCGAGGAGCCAGUAGCUUCUCUCUUGCAUUCCUGCUUCCAGUGAAUCUCUUCCCUAGAAAAAAUUUGUUCAUUACUGCUACACUUGUAGUUACAUACUUUACUGUGUUCAUCCAGGGAAUCACAAUUGGUCCAUUGGUCAGAUAUCUAGAUGUUAAAAAGACCAACAAAAAGGAGUCCAUCAAUGAAGAAAUUCAUGUGCGAUUGAUGGAUCACUUGAAGGCCGGUAUUGAAGACAUAUGCGGACAUUGGAGUCACUAUCAGCUGAGAGAUAAAUUUAAAAAGUUCGACAAUAAGUAUCUGAAGAAAAUCUUAAUUCGGGAACGCCAGCCCAAAUCCAGCAUUGUGUCACUGUACAAAAAGUUGGAGAUAAAACUGGCCAUUGAAAUGGCUGAGAGUGGCGUGAUAAGUUCAACAGCAUCCACAGCUUCUUUACAGAGCUGCAGAAAUUGGCGAGUACAUAGGCUCUCCCCUGCAGAGGUGGAGUCCAUGAGAGAUGUCCUGGCACAUAAUCUGUAUCAAGUGCGACAAAGGGCACCAUCAUAUAGCCGACACAACCUGCCUACGGACACAAAUGAGAAACAAGCCCAAGAAAUCCUCAUCCGUCGACAGCAUAGCCUGAGGCAGAGUUGCAGGAAAGGAAACAGCUUACCUUGGGGUAGACCGGCUAGCACCAUGGGCGUACGCUACCUCUCGUUGCCACAUGGCUACCAUCAGCCUGCUAGACGAAAAGCCAGGCGUGUGACUUUUACAGGAGAUGAAAGCAAAAGUGAUCUGUGCAGGCAAACUGCCCCCUGGGGCUUGCUUGGCACAUGCACAUGUGAUGGAGACAGAACAGAAACCUAUAGGAUCUAUUCAGAAAGGAAAGUCAAAGUUACUUAAGGGUUUGGUUUUUUUUUCUGAUGAAGUGACUCUUUUCUGUGCUGCUUGUCAGGAUGUCAUGGUGGGGUAUGUAUCUUUCUAAAAGAUUCAAAUUGUUCUGUGCAGCAGCCUUGGACUUAAAAACAUUUCAGACACUUUCAGGAACCAAGUCCUGCUCUCAGAAAUAGGUCCAUUAUUUCAGUGGGGAAAGGAGUAAAUCCUGCAGCAGUGAAAGAGCGUACAUUUACACUAAUAGCUGGCCCUGGAUUUAAGCUCUAUGUUGUGCACUAUACAAAUAAUUAGACUUCUUGGCUGUGCUUCUGGCAUCAAGUUAGGUCCCCCAGGCAGCAUUCACACCACUUAGGAUGUCUACAGUAAGAGGAAGUCACCCUAAACUCCUCUCAUAAUCUAUGUUAGGAUGAGAUGAUUUGCACUAGGGAACUGAGAAGAGAAAUACUGAAUAUAUAGGAAAUUAGAAUGACAACCUCAUUUAUACACAUUUGCAGAGCUAAGUGCCAUUUCCUCUGCCUAUGCCUGGAAGCCCUCCUAAAACAAGCACCCUCUGGGCAAGCUUGAUUUGGCUAUGCAAAAAAUACGCGUAUGCAAAAAGUUUAGUAUCUAAGAGGUCAAAAGUAGCUUAAACUGCCUAUCAGUUCUUCUUGCCAUUCAUACCAAUGAAUGAGUUAAUUACUGGUAUGCAUCAUGCUCUGAAGCAAUGAUGUCCCCAAAGGGCUAAGUAGAAAAUAAUCCUUAUCAUAACCUUUUCCCUUUCAAAUCUGAAAAUAGCUAUCCUGUUUUGUUCCUCCUGGGGCAACUGUGGUUUGCCCACAUGGUCUACCAGAAACAGGGCUCAGCUGUUAAUGAAAUCAGUGCCCUGUUCAGCUGAGGUAAGUGAUGGUGCACAUGUUCUUAGUCUGUGCCAGCUGUGAAGUAAACAUUAGCUUAAAAUAACUUAACCGAGGUUAAGCCAUGAUAGGCCUUGUCUUGUGUGUCUGUACCCAAUAUAUGUAUGUUUUAACUAAUUUUAUUAUUCAGGGACCCUUGAUUUUAACUCCUGACAUUUCCUAGCUUAUUGUGAGUUGUUUUUUAUAUUAAAAAGCUAAUUCAUUAGUGCACAAUCAGACAGCAAGUGGGCUGUAAUUAAGAAAAGUAAAAAAAAGUAUAUUCUAUAAGCCCAACGGAAUAAAAGAACCAGCUAUGGCGUACUUGGAGCUUGGAAAGCUGGCAGGAGCAGGUCUGACACACCCAAUGUAAUCGAAGCACCGUAGAGUCAAACUUCUGGUUUCAGGUAGAACUGUUUUUGUUUUUUUCCCCCCACUUCUUGUUGAUUAUAGGUGACUGGUAAACCUGAUUUUCAGUGACGCUAGAAUCUGUUCCUUGGUCACUUUUUGCCUUCUGUUGUGGGUUUUAUAAUCCCUUUGAACUGCCUGUUAGGUAUACCUGUUAAACUUGGAAAAAACUGAAAGCUACGUAAAGGAGACUGCCCUGUGAAGGCAACAGCAGCUCUUCAAGGUGCUAACGGAUAGUUGAAUGUGCUCAUUCACUGGUAUUUCAGAGUAGAGGCAAGAUCAAUAAAAUCAUUUCUACAUCAGCUUUGGGAAUAAAAUAAAAAUUUAGGGUUAUUUUUAGUUUUCUUGAGUACUGUCUUAUUCUAUAGUAAUUAUUUAAAAUGCUUCAGUUCCAGUGUUUAAAACUGUAACGCUGUAUUAUCCUGAAUACCCUUUAAUUUGUCAUUGCUAAUACAACAGGGCUUCUCUUUCUCUUGUUGCUAAUACAAAUCCUUUGUCUUUUUUCCUUCAGAUAAUCAUAGCAGUGACUCUGAUUCUGUGUUUCCGGUAGCAUUCAGACCCCAGACCCGACUACGGCCUCUUGAAGUAAAGCACCGCCAGGAAGAGGUUAUUCCAAUGGCACGCUUAGAUAGACUUGCUGGCCCAUCCAAUC
Messenger RNA from Dromaius novaehollandiae (emu), 4629 nucleotides. RefSeq names its product solute carrier family 9 member A4 (gene SLC9A4). Gene Ontology annotation, cellular component: plasma membrane. Gene Ontology annotation, molecular function: potassium:proton antiporter activity; sodium:proton antiporter activity. The coding region runs from base 538 to 2709 and encodes 723 amino acids. The transcript is spliced from 12 exons. The record is from RefSeq and is a predicted model, not a curated record. Lineage: Eukaryota; Metazoa; Chordata; Aves; Casuariiformes; Dromaiidae. Gene Ontology annotation, biological process: regulation of intracellular pH; sodium ion import across plasma membrane; proton transmembrane transport.